Molecule: messenger RNA, 2538 nt
Organism: Acanthopagrus latus (yellowfin seabream)
Lineage: Eukaryota; Metazoa; Chordata; Actinopteri; Spariformes; Sparidae
Product: profilin-2-like
Exons: 3
Coding region: 237-656 (139 amino acids)
Biological process (GO): positive regulation of actin filament bundle assembly; regulation of actin filament polymerization; actin cytoskeleton organization
Cellular component (GO): cytoplasm
Molecular function (GO): actin binding
Source: RefSeq, a predicted model, not a curated record
GGCGGAGUGAUUUAGCGAGGACUACACCCAAGCGCCUGUCCGAUUCCAGCGGCUUCUCUUCAUUGCCUAGACCAGAAGAAAGCCGGGACGUGACGGAGCCGGGGGGUUCUGCUUGCUGGAGGCCCGUUAAACCACUGAUAAAAACAGCUUCCUCGCAGUUUCUUCGUCGCUCGAGAGACGUUUGUGACUCAACUUGACCCUUCGUCUUUUUUCAUCUUAGAACUAAUUCCACAAACAUGUCCUGGAACAGCUACGUGGACAACCUGAUGGCUGAUGGCAGCUGCCAGGACUCGGCCAUUGUUGGUUACACGGACGCCAAAUACGUCUGGGCAUCCCAUGCCGGCGGUACCUUCGCCGCCAUAACGCCUGAAGAAAUCGAUGUGUUAACAGGAAAGGACCGCGAAGGAUUCUUCACGAAUGGGCUGACCUUAGGCAGUAAAAAGUGCUCCGUAAUCAGAGACAGCCUCCUUAUUGACGGUGACUGGACAAUGGACAUCCGGACAAAAAGUCAAGGAGGAGAGCCAACAUACAACAUUACUGUAGGCAGAGCUGGCAAAGCAUUGGUUUUUGUCAUGGGGAAGGAAGGUGUCCAUGGAGGGCAGCUCAACAAGAAAGCAUUUCAGAUGGCUGAAUACCUGAGGAAGUCCGGAUACUAAAGCAGCCUGUACCCAGCCACCUAGCAGCUCACCCUUGCCACCCUGUUGCAUUUCACACUACUUCCAGUCCUAGUCUGUAGUUACUUUGUUUUUUUUCUUUUUCUCCCCUUUUCCUCCCCAUUUGUUAUCCCAUAUUUUGUUGUCAUCUACCCCAACCCGUCCUCUUCCCUCAACACACUUGCGCUGUGUCCCCCCCCCCCCUUAAGCACUAUAAGUUGAUCCAUAGCAAAGAUGAGCAUGUUGCUAAAAGGAUGUCAUGACAAAUCUGUACUAAGACCAGCAAAAAAUAUAUUCUGGCCAAACACCUGCACAGUGAAGGCUAUAGCGUCAAUUUGAAGUAGAUAUUUUUUCAUUUCUUUCUGUCAUGGUGCCCAUUACCUAAUCCCGAUCAUACACACUCCCUCCCUGAGCAGCCGAUGCCUUUGGAGCACUUGAGCGGUAACAAAGCUCGUCAUGUCUUCCUCUUCUAUUUCCCAAAUCAUGUCCGGGAGGACAGACUGUUUGCAUAUCUUGGUCCACUGUCGUUUCCCCUUUUACACCCACCACUAUCCCCCCACCACGCUCCCUCCUGCCAAAGUUUUCAGUUCCUCCCCUUUUCCCGUUUCCCCUUCCUGUUUGCUCAAAGCAGGUGACAACACAAACCUCACAGGAGACUCUCCUCUUCAUCAAACACUGCACAUCUCCCAACCAGUCCCCUAACCCCCUCUCUUUUCAGAUUCACUGUUCUGUCCUGACUACAUUUUAUACACAAAGGGGGAUAGCGUGUGUGUGUGGGCGUGGGAUGCUCAGAUCAGCUCAGUUAAUGAUCAUGAGCUGGAUUUGCAAGCGUUGGUGUUGUCCAGAUGCUGGUAGCCUCUCCUCCCGUCAUCACAACCUCCCUGACUACAUGAAAAACCCAUGGACAUUCCACAGUAACAAUGGCUCAGGCACUUAAUACUGUUUUUUGUUUGCCAGCUCCUGUAAUAUAUUUUUUUUUAUUUUGUUUUUUCAAAGGCUGCCAUUUUUGGACAGUAGAAAUCCCAGCAUAUAACCACCUGGAAUGUGUCCAGUUUGAAAUUUUUUUUUCUUUUAUAGGACCAAGUGUAGUCAAAGCUCGGGUGUUUAUACAAUUGCUCUAAAUCAUGUGAUGGAUGACUGCUAACUUUUUUUCUGAUGAAGGAAACACUAACCAGACAGUAAUACUUACUACAGUUAAAAAAAAAACAAAAAAAUAAGCUUCGGGGGAGGUAAGGGUAGGAGUAUCUGAAGGAAAUUCUCAUUAAAUUUUUUUUGUGUGUGUAGAAAACGACUGCAUUUGUACAAACCCAUGCUGUGUUGACAACUACAAAACUGUGGAAUAAAUUGCCUUCUACUCUAAAGUCAGCUGAGCUCUGGGGUAUCACACGGUCUGUCCGCGCUCAGUACUGCUAACUGUAACGUCCAACUGAGAAAAAAAAAACACUUUCAAAGUAGAAAUGACACUCAAUGGGAGAUGGGAUUGGUUGGAACAAAGACGCUUAUGGUUGUCUUGUUGAAAUGUAACUACAGAACCUGUGUAUCCUGUGCCAUAAUAUAGAGAGAUCUGUUGCUGUUGUAAGAUGGAUUUUACCCACUGUCCACCAAGAAGUCAUUUCAUUGGCACUUUUUUUUUUUUUCUUUUAGCUUCAGCUCCACUGUUUAGGCCUUGUGGGAUAUGUGUACUCAUGAAGGAAAAAAAAAACCUGUUUCAAGUCCUGUUUGCCGAUUUAUGUUAAUUUCCUUUUUCCUCACCACUUUAUUUUCUUACAUCUGGGAUACAGUCUCUUUGAUGCAUCUGAUUUCAUAUGCAUAAAAACCAAGAAAUGCCAUAAAUUGAUUUAUCACCUUGUUUACAGACAGAUCAAAUAAAUUUAUUCCAACCAGA